Messenger RNA from Heterostelium album PN500, 222 nucleotides. Its product is annotated as WAP domain-containing protein. The record is from RefSeq and is a predicted model, not a curated record. Gene Ontology annotation, molecular function: peptidase inhibitor activity. Gene Ontology annotation, cellular component: extracellular region. The transcript is spliced from 2 exons. Lineage: Eukaryota; Evosea; Eumycetozoa; Acytosteliales; Acytosteliaceae. Bases 1 to 222 code for a protein of 73 amino acids.
AUGAAAUCAAAAUUUUUCUAUAUUUUAAUAAUUCUAUCAUUGCUCAUUGUUGGACUUGUCAAGAGUCAGAAUGAUAACUUGAAAUGUCCACGCAUGAAUGAUCCCACUCAAUAUGGUACCUGUGCCGAUACCUGUUCAGAAAUAGAAGAGUGUAGUAAUGGAGAAUUAUGUUGCAGUAAUGGAUAUGGUCAUUCAUGUAUGAAGGGAGUACUAUCUGAAUAA